AGAAAUGAAAACCGAACAGAAAAAAGAAAAAACUAAUGAAAGGAAACAGGGAAACCCAAACCAAUUAUCAUUAAUUACGCUCCUAAUUGACUAAAUUCCUCCUCUCACAUUACGGUAAAAGCCAAAACCCAUCGUUCCGGUCCCAGCCUCUCCCUCUCUCCAUCUGCAACUACCAACCAUGUCGAUUUUCUGAUGAAUGAAAAUAACUGAUAAUUCAAUUCAAGAUAGAUAAGGGUGAUGAUGGGGAGGGAGGGCGCAGGGAACGACAUUGUGGAGAUUAAGGUACAUCCAAGGCGGGAAAACAAUGGAGGCUCACCACCACCGUACCAGAACAAAUCUGUUUUCAAGAAAUGGGUGCCAUGGCUUGUCCCCUUAUUUGUGGUUUCUAACAUUGCUGUCUUUAUUGCUGUCAUGUAUGUCAAUGAUUGCCCCACCAAUUCUGGCUCUUGUGCUGCUCCUUCUUUGGGCAGAUUCUCCUUUCAGCCUCUCAAAGAAAAUCCCCUUCUUGGCCCCUCCUCUUCAACUUUGGUGAAGAUGGGAGCUCUUGACGUGGCUAGAGUGGUGAAUAAGCACCAGAGUUGGCGUCUCAUUUCUUGCAUAUGGCUACAUGCUGGAGUAUUCCAUGUGGUUGCCAACAUGUUGAGUCUCCUCCUAAUUGGAAUUCGUCUUGAGCAAGAAUUUGGGUUCUUUCGAAUUGGGUUGGUCUAUGUCAUUUCUGGCUUUGGUGGGAGUUUGUUGUCGGCUUUGUUUAUUCAGACAGGUAUAUCUGUUGGUGCCUCCGGUGCGCUGUUUGGUUUACUAGGAGGCAUGCUUUCAGAGCUGAUUACGAACUGGACCAUAUACGCAAAUAAGUCAGCAGCACUGGCAACUCUCCUUUGCAUCAUUGCAAUAAAUCUAGCGGUUGGACUCCUCCCACAUGUGGACAACUAUGCUCAUAUUGGAGGAUUUCUCUCUGGCUUUUUUCUGGGCUUUGUGUUCUUAAUUCGCCCCCAGUUUAAGUGGAUCAACCAAAAAGCAUGUCCUCCAGGAUACAUUGCACCCCCAGCUAAAUCUAAACACAAGGCGUACCAGUAUGUACUGUGGGUUGUAUCUCUGAUAGUAAUCAUCAUUGGAUUCACUCUUGGGAUGGUUGCACUCCUUCGAGGAGUUAAUGUGAAUGAUCAUUGUUCAUGGUGUCAUUACCUGAGCUGCGUUCCUACUUCAUUAUGGAGCUGCAAUUCUCGGCAAGUUUAUUGUCAGUCGUCUCAACUUGGAAAUCAACUGAACUUGACGUGCUUGAGCAAUGGGAAAAGCAACCUGUAUUAUUUGUCUGCUGACGACCUGUCCAAGGUUCAGCAGUUGUGCGCUCAGCUUUGCAGUUGAUGUGCACCCUGUACACGAUAGAUUGAUCGAACUACAUAGUUUUACAAACUGGUGAAUUUAUAUGAUUCAUUUAUCCAAAUGUAAAAAACACUCAUCGAUGACCGCCGCAUGAUGAUAUAAUUUCAUGGAUUUCUGUAUACUCUGCAUGGUUCAAACUUCAUACUCUCUCUUUAUGAUUCUUGGGAUACUGGCAAGAAUAGCAGAUCAAUUUUAUACGAACUAAUGAACAGUGUAAACAAAGUAUUUCUGUUCCACCAUGGCAUCCAUACUUUUUACAUUUGUGAUGAUUGGUUUUUCACGUUGUUUUAAACAACAAUGCUUGAAACAGAGUUCGUGAAACUCCAUUAAAAAUACAGUAGUGAUCUGGCUAGCCUCAUCCAACAAUUAUGAAUCAAGUGAUUAAAAAGGCCUCAUGAGGCCCAGUUAGAGUCAUUAGCCUAAACUACUAGGGCCCUGAUAAAGAAGAAGGGGCCCAACAUACAAGAACCCCCAGUCCAGAACAACUGAAAGCGAAGCAUCCCCUGCAGCUGAGCUGCAAACAAUGUCUCUCUCUCUCCCCCUCCCUCUCUCUGCAUCUCUGCUCGUCGAGUUGAGUUGAUUUUGAGGUUUUGCAGAAGAAACCUGCGGGUAUGCUGGGAAGCAGGUGGUUGGGUAAUUGAUAGCUUUUAGGUUGCCAUCAGAUGUUGUGAUUGUUGAUAUUCUAUUCAGUAGCAGUCUCGACAUGUGGAGAUUCAUCAGUUUUUUUAUUUAAUUUAAGCGAUUUUAUUGUGUCAUGCUUUAAUAAAUUUCUUCUUCUUGGAAACUGCCGUGAGCGAAACUACUCUCAAGAACCGAGUCACAGAGAAGAGCCUGUCAACUCGAGGCCCCCAGCGAUCAAACACUUACAUGUGGGUUAAGAAAAACAAGUUGUAGAAUUUGAAACUAGAGAGCAUUGUUAGAAGAUAUAAUGGGCCAUAAAAAGCUCUGGGGUCCCAGAAUCCAUGUCAUUUCUUGACACUGCAACUAUGCCCAUGAUUCUCACUGUUGUUGGAACUGCACCUUUUGCAAAGCUACUCAUGAUGUAUGACGAUUCACACUCGCAAGAAAUGAUGGAAGCACAAAAUUAAGAAUUCCCCAGUUGGUCAAGGCACAGUUAGGAUGCUUACUUUCGAGGAAUGGGAGGAGUUCAGAGAAGUGAGGUCUAGGACUCCUUUUGAAUCCAAGCUUGCUUGUUCUAAUGCACGCAUAAGAACAGAAGAACCGGUGCGCAUGGUGAAGCUUCUUGUUCUUUUCAUUACUACUUCAUUAUGUAGUUUGGCUGAUAAACACAUAUCCAUCAUGGGAAUGAUUGUAAAGUAGCAAGUGCAUUUGCUCACAUUUAACUCCUUAAUAAGGGAAUCUAUAACACAUGGUUAUCACAUGGUUGUUAUUUGUCA
This is a messenger RNA of Populus nigra (black poplar), 2777 nucleotides long. Its product is annotated as RHOMBOID-like protein 1. The record is from RefSeq and is a predicted model, not a curated record. Gene Ontology annotation, biological process: proteolysis. Lineage: Eukaryota; Viridiplantae; Streptophyta; Magnoliopsida; Malpighiales; Salicaceae. The transcript is spliced from 9 exons. Bases 238 to 1362 code for a protein of 374 amino acids. Gene Ontology annotation, molecular function: serine-type endopeptidase activity. Gene Ontology annotation, cellular component: membrane.